Molecule: messenger RNA, 593 nt
Organism: Saccostrea cuccullata (small rock oyster)
Lineage: Eukaryota; Metazoa; Mollusca; Bivalvia; Ostreida; Ostreidae
Exons: 2
Coding region: 24-584 (186 amino acids)
Cellular component (GO): extracellular region
Molecular function (GO): cytokine activity
Source: RefSeq, a predicted model, not a curated record
CACCAACACUUACAGAGGCAACAAUGUACUCUCUUCAGAUUGUAACACUGUUCAUCAUCGUAUCUUAUAUACGAAGUCAUCCAACACAAUGCAGAGAACCAUCCACACUGCCCACGUUGAGCAAUGAUCUACUAACUCAAUCGGUGGCCAUUUUGCCUGGAGAAGAAGGGAUGAUUUUGAGAGGAUUAAACAGCGUCGAAGAUACUUUUAUCGACAUCACCCGACAAAAUAUUUCCAACCAUAGAAAUUCUGGAUUACAGUCUUGUUCUGUCCAAGCCACAUGUCAAUGGCAUUUUGUUAAGAAUAUUGAUCCUAACAGAAAACCAAAAACCAUCAUUGAGGCCCAGUGUAGCCACUCUUGUUGUAGAAGAAGUGAAAGCACUUGUUGUGACGUAAACAACGGGCCCGGAUGUACUCGCUGCCAGCCUAUCUAUUAUUAUGUUCACGUGUUGAGACGUACAGGAUGCGACACGGUUAGUAGAAGAUAUACAUAUGAAAACAAACUUGAGAAGGUCGUAGCCGGUUGUACCUGCAUUAGAAGUCCUAAUGUCCUUCGACCGAUCUUGCCAACCAUGCCGAUUUAAAUUUACUUA